GCAGUGUUAGUGGAAUGCAAUGCGUUUCAUAAUUGUUGUUUGUUUAAAAUCAGAAGAAUUUGUUUACCUUUGUUGUAAACAAAACGCUUUAUCCAUUAUAAGAUGAAACAUUCAUUACUCUGUUGUUUCUUAGAGAUACUCACAUACACAGCCAUGUUGCCGUCUAAAAUCAGAACUGUGACAAGAUUAUUUUUUUUAAUCAGCUUAACGGGUUUGGUAACGUACGUAGGAUUGGCGUUUUAUUCAUUUCAAACCACUUUUAGUUCUGUGAUGGAAACGGGAACUUCUGUCUACAUUCUCAAUAAGACAGAGAAUUUCAAUUCACGUCCGAAAUCCAUACUGCUGUGGACAACGAGUGAUCAUACGGAAAAUCCCAUAGGCGAAGGUCAGGAACCAUUUAUAAAGCAGAACUGUUUGUUUCUCAAUUGCUUCAUUACAUCAAAGAAAAACAGUUUAAAAGAUUACAAAAAUUUUGAUGCUGUCCUCUUUAAUUUGAGUCUAGUAAAAGUCUGGAGAAAACUUAAUUUACCACAAGACAGAUCUUACAAUCAAAAAUACGUGUUUCAUUCAAUGCUACCAUCAAACGAGAAUCCGAUGUGCAACAAUGAUCUGGAUAAUUAUUUCAACUGGACUUGGUCUUAUAAACUGUAUUCGGAUAUUGUGACGCCGUUCAUAGAAGUGCUAGAUCUUGCAGGAAACAUAGUAGCUCCUAAUACAGACGUUGAGUGGUCCAAUAUGAAAUCGAACGAUAGUUUCAUGAUACCAGUGAAAAAAUCUAAAGCGGUCGCAUUGUAUAUAAAGAAAUGUCAGCCAAUGUUACGAAGGAUGGCGUAUAGUAAAGAAUUGCAAUACUUUUUGAAAGAGCAUCACUUGGAGAUGGAUAUUUUUGGUUGUGGUGGUAUCAAAUGUCCAACGGCAGAAGAUUGUCGCAGUAUUAUCGAAAAUUACCACUUUUAUUUGGUUUACGAAGAAAGCAUGUCCGAAGAUUAUUUAACCAAUGAAGUGAUGUAUGCUUAUGAUAAUUUCGCUGUGCCUAUUGUCAUCAGCGGUGUUGACUAUACCAAGUUUCUGCCACCUGUGUCUUAUAUAGACGCUGGUGCUAUACAUCCAGACAAAUUGGCAGCCAUCAUAGACUACACUAUUAGGAAUCCAUCAACAUACAAUGGCUACCACAGCUGGAGAAGCUCCUACAGCAUUCGAGAAGUAAAUCACCUGAGAGGUCUCUGUGAUCUUUGUCGAUUACUUAAUAAUGGCGGAAGAAUGGUUGUUCAUAGUACGUACGAGACUUUCAGAAAAUGGUGGUUCUAUGGAUCGUUACGAGAAAGAUGCUAUCCGAAGGGUGCAGAAACAUUUUCAGAGUUACUCUCUUAUAUCAAUGUUACUUCUAAGAAGAAAAACUCUAACAUUAAAGGACGAUACACUUAAAUGAAAAUUUAUAAAUUAACUAAUUUGAUUUGGUUUGUUGAAAAUUCAUAUUAAAUAUAGCGCUGUUUACAUUUUUAGUAGAAUACAUUUACUUCUAAACUUAGGUAUAUUAUUUUUUCCUUAAAAGCAUGCAUAAAAGAAUACUCAUCAUUGAACGGUCACAAAAUGUCAUCUAUUAUCUUUGUGCUAACCUUCCUACUAGUAAGUAAUAAAAGGUUAAGUUUUGUGACUGAAGAAUGGCGGGGAAUGGAUACCGCUCUUGUGAAUCGACGUAAUAAUAAUAAUUGUUAUCAAUCUGAUUAAUUAGUUAAGUAAUUAGAACUGAGUAGCAGUCAUAAUACCCUUAUCGGGAUAUCGGAGGUUCUCAUGUGAAAAAACGACAAUAAUAAUACAGUUAAAAAUUAAAUAGAAACCGAAGGUGAUUUCUGAUUCUAAACAUAACAAUUUAUGAUAACAUUUUAAGUUUGUAUAACUCAAAUGUCUUUCAUCGUGAAUGUCGUUCGUGAACCUAUUGACUUGGAUUUAUUUUGGUACCUACCAGAAGAUUUGAACCACGGCUUGGUUACAAUUGAAGCCACUUUUACAUUUUAUUCCCGCCUUUUUUAUUGUCAUUAAAUUAUUUCCAAGGUUUCGAAUAUUUUACAGUUUUAGUGGUCACGAACGCAAUCGUAUCGUAUAGACAUGGGCGAAUAUAGUUCUAGAAAAUAAAGCACACGAUUAAUUUAUAAUCAGAAUGUAAUUUAUGUAAUUUAAUUUUUUACAGGUGGUAGGACCUCUUGUGUGUCCGCGUGGGUAGGUACCACCACCCUGCCUAUUUCUGCCGUGAAGCAGCAAUGCGUUUCGGUUUGAAGGGCGGGGCAGCCGUUGUAACUAUACUGAGACCUUAGAACUUAUAUCUCCAGGUGGAUGGCGCAUUUACGUUGUCGAUGUCUACGGGCUCCAGUUACCACUUAACACCAGGUGGGCUGUGAGCUCGUCCACCAAUCUAAGCAAUAAAAAAAAGUAUUUCCAACAUUUAUUUAGAACAAGGGUAUUUUAAAACGGAUCUAUCAAUUAUUGCUCUUAAAGUUAAUUUAACAAAAACUGUAUAAAUGAACAUUUUUAAGCGAAACACUAUUUUCGGAAACUUCAUUUUACACUGUGGAACUAAUCAAACAGUGCCUUUAAAACAAACAAUUUGGCGCUGAUUACCAUACUGUAGGUAAGUAGGGCCAGUAACAAAGAGCUGAUGAAUAUUCUAACAGCCAGAAAACCGAUGCUAACUAGUUGCGACGGAAUCCACUUGAGUUGCCGACGGUACACUAUUGUAUACGUUUUUGAGGAUUCCCUGAAUGUAAUUAUUCGAAGCACACGAAUAUAAUAAGAUUUAUGUAUCUUUUAAACUUUUUAUACAUUUUGGAACGAAGUUCCUUAUAGGACGAUGCGGAGGGGUACCCUAACCGGGACAAAACGUCCGUAACGUAAGAUUUUUAUUAUUUAUGUAUAGUCUUAGUAUGAUGGCUAUACAGUGUCUAGUGUAUAGUCUACGUGAUGACGGUUAUUAUUAUUAUAUAUUUUUUAUAAAUCAUUGUGAAUAAAAUAAAGUUGAUAACUUUGUAAA
Bombyx mori (domestic silkworm) is the source of this 3025-nucleotide messenger RNA. RefSeq names its product alpha-(1,3)-fucosyltransferase C. Gene Ontology annotation, molecular function: fucosyltransferase activity. The coding region runs from base 103 to 1425 and encodes 440 amino acids. NCBI's taxonomy places the organism in Eukaryota, Metazoa, Arthropoda, Insecta, Lepidoptera, Bombycidae. Gene Ontology annotation, cellular component: membrane. The transcript has 2 exons. The record is from RefSeq and is a predicted model, not a curated record.